Molecule: messenger RNA, 1665 nt
Organism: Ceraceosorus bombacis
Lineage: Eukaryota; Fungi; Basidiomycota; Exobasidiomycetes; Ceraceosorales; Ceraceosoraceae
Source: the annotation of a GenBank genome assembly
AUGCCACCCGUUCCUUUGACCAGCGUCAGGCUGCCUCAACCAAGCCAAGCGCAAAGCCAGGCAGAGGAGAAGCAUGCGAGUGGAAUCGCUCAAGGGGCCGUAAAGCAAGGGCCAGCAAGGGGUGGUGGUGAGGAGGAGAGAGAUGCUGCCGUGGAGCCUCAAGAAAAGGUGAGCAGAGUCCCUGCGACGCCCGCGCGGGUGAGGCGGUGCAGACAGAUGCCUCGGGGCGGUUCCGUCGCUGACCUAAGCCCUGUCCACACCACACCUCGGCUGGAAUGAAGAGCGUCAAACAAAAAUCAUUGUGUCAGCAGAUGGGCGCUCUCUUUCUUCAGCAUCGUGUGCGUCAGCUAGAAGGGCAGGUGGAUGAUUUGCAGUACAGUCGAAGCGCUUCAUCUUCGGCCCCCGCCACAACUCCCUCGCUCGGCAAAGAGGCAGACACGCGGGGAGGUGAAGGGCGUAGCAGCUCUGCGUCCAUCAAAGAGCCUGUACGCAGCAGUCGCGGCGAUCGAUUCUCAACGCAACCUCAAAAUGCGCACUUUGAUCAUUCACGUCGCGCCAGUGUCAAGACGUACAUUUUGGACGCAAGCGUGCUCAUCUACUCGCUAAGGAGCGUACAUGAUUGGCUCAAGGCGCCCGACGUGCGCUGCAUUGUGCCGACAGAAGGUGCGUGGUUGGAUCAAGCGAUGCCGCUCUUCCCGCUCGACUUACGAUUCCAUGCGCUGCCUCACAGUCGUUUCCACUUUGGACAUCCUGAAGAAAGGCCAACACCCCUUGAAUGCAGCCGCUCGCAAGGCCACCCGAUUUCUCGAAGACAGGUUUGCGUCACCAGCGCCUGAUGGGUCAAUGCCUAGCGCGGGCCUAGUACCGCAAGCCACAGCACCGUCUUCCAUCACUUUGGACGAAGCCGAACUGCUGCGCGAAGCAUGUGCGGAGGCCGAUCAGCAUCCGUCACCUCUUCAGCGCACGGGAAACCACGUCAAAUCCGAUAUGCUGGUACCAAAUGUCACUUCGAGCGGCGCAACUCGCAGAUCUUUCGACUCUAGCAAGAGCAAGGGUAGCUCAGCCGGCACUCCUACUGUCCGCUCUCCCACGUUUGACUCUUCAGGAGGUCCAGCUACAAGACGUCGCAGUCGAGGCCAAAAUCGAUCGCCUCGCUUUGAUCCCAUGCAGCUCACGGCUGGGUCUACCUUGUCUCUGUUCGACGCACCAGUGUGGAUACGCGCGACGCUCUUAUGCGCGUUGAGCUUCUUGCCUGGAGACGCUCAGUUGACUGUGGCGCUACCUCCACCUUCGCUCGCUACAGUCACAACUUCACCUCAGCACAGCGCCGCAGCCAACAGUGAGCUGCCAAAGCAUGUCGAAAGAGCAGAUGGAGGUAUCACGCAAGCGUACGCCCAAGCACACGGACUGGAUGCGCACAUCUGCUCCACCUCUGCCAGCUGGCUCCAGCUGGAGCCCGCAGGCAUGCAAAGUCCGGUGGACGUCGAAGUUGCGGUCAAGGGGGAGAGUCAGGUCUCAGCGCCGGACUCGGACCAGACACUUCACCCUGCCGACGACUUUCCUGCACCUGCUUUGGGACUCGACUUGGGCAAGGCUCCCAUUCUCAGCAAGGGAGGGUAUGCUCAAGCUGCGCAAAAUCCCCACACGGGAGUGCGUAGACGAUGA